Messenger RNA from Cucurbita pepo subsp. pepo (vegetable marrow), 1819 nucleotides. RefSeq names its product adenosylhomocysteinase-like. Gene Ontology annotation, cellular component: cytosol. The record is from RefSeq and is a predicted model, not a curated record. Gene Ontology annotation, biological process: L-methionine cycle. Gene Ontology annotation, molecular function: adenosylhomocysteinase activity. Lineage: Eukaryota; Viridiplantae; Streptophyta; Magnoliopsida; Cucurbitales; Cucurbitaceae.
CCCCAUAGCCACUUUCAAAUUCGAAUCUCAGAAGAAAUAAAGUACAGAAAUCAAAAUUGAAACGAAAGUUCCAUUUCGUUUCGUUUGAAUUCGAUUUGAUUUCUUUUUGUUUGGUCAUUUUUUUAAAUUCAAUUUUGAUUAGCAAUGUCUCUGUUAGUAGACAAAACCAGCAGUGGCCGUGAGUACAAGGUCAGGGACAUGGCGCAAGCCGAUUUCGGUCGCCUCGAAAUCGAUCUCGCCGAGGUUGAAAUGCCUGGAUUAAUGGCUUGCAGAACUGAAUAUGGAAAAUCGCAGCCUUUCAAAGGAGCAAAAAUCACCGGAUCUCUUCACAUGACGAUCCAAACUGCCGUCCUCAUCGAAACCUUAACCGCUCUAGGCGCCGAGGUCCGUUGGUGCUCCUGCAACAUUUUCUCAACUCAGGAUCACGCUGCUGCGGCCACUGCUCGCGACAGCGCCGCCGUGUUCGCUUGGAAGGGAGAGACUCUGCAGGAGUAUUGGUGGUGCACGGAGCGGUCCUUGGAUUGGGGCCCCGACGGUGGUCCGGAUCUCAUUGUCGACGAUGGUGGCGAUGCUACGAUGUUGAUCCACGAAGGAGUGAAGGCAGAGGAGAUCUUUGAAAAAUCAGGGACGCUACCGGAUCCUUCUUCAACUACGAACGCCGAGUUUCAAAUCGUUCUCACCAUUGUUCGAGAUGGAUUGAAGACGAAUCCUAAGAGGUACCACAAGAUGAAGGAGAGAUUGGUCGGUGUCUCUGAGGAGACGACCACCGGUGUGAAGAGGUUGUACCAGAUGCAAACUAAUGGAACUUUGCUGUUCCCUGCCAUUAAUGUCAAUGACUCUGUCACUAAGAGCAAGUUUGAUAACUUGUACGGUUGCCGCCACUCACUUCCAGAUGGUCUGAUGAGAGCUACUGAUGUUAUGAUUGCUGGCAAGGUUGCUGUUGUGUGUGGCUAUGGAGAUGUUGGCAAGGGUUGUGCUUUUGCCCUCAAACAAGGAGGAGCUCGUGUCAUCAUCACGGAGAUCGACCCGAUUUGCGCCCUCCAGGCAUUGAUGGAAGGCUUCCAGGUCUUGCCACUUGAGGAUGUGGUAUCACAGGCAGACAUUUUCGUCACCACCACAGGCAACAAGGACAUCAUCAUGGUGAGUGAUAUGAGGAAGAUGAAGAACAAUGCAAUUGUUUGCAACAUUGGUCACUUUGAUAACGAGAUCGACAUGAAUGGGCUCGAGACUUACCCCGGAGUGAAGCGCAUUACGAUCAAGCCUCAAACUGAUAGGUGGGUGUUCCCCGAUACGAACUCGGGCAUCAUCGUGUUGGCGGAGGGGCGGCUGAUGAACUUAGGAUGUGCCACUGGCCACCCCAGCUUUGUGAUGUCCUGUUCAUUCACAAACCAAGUGAUCGCACAGCUUGAGCUUUGGAAUGAGAGGAAGUCUGGAAAAUAUGAGAAGAAAGUGUACGUUUUGCCUAAGCGUCUAGAUGAGAAAGUUGCUGCUCUUCACCUAGGCAAGCUUGGAGCUAAGCUCACUAAGCUCAGUAAGGACCAAGCUGAUUACAUUAGUGUCCCCAUUGAAGGUCCUUACAAGCCCGAUCACUACCGGUACUGAAAGGACGGUGGGACGGGGCAGUAUCGGUCGGGACGAUCCAAUUUUAAGUUGUUUUGUCAAAGAUCAAAUGGAUUGAAUAAGGUUGGGUUGGUUUGUGUGGGAUUGGCUGCAAUUUUCUGAAAGUGAUGUUGCUGAGGACCAAUGGGAUCCAAAAGCUGUGGCUACAAUGUAUGAAGUUCAAAGGCAAUUCCAUUUAUAACAACAAAUUCUUUUAACU